Phragmites australis (common reed) is the source of this 1116-nucleotide messenger RNA. RefSeq names its product transcription factor MYB93-like. NCBI's taxonomy places the organism in Eukaryota, Viridiplantae, Streptophyta, Magnoliopsida, Poales, Poaceae. Bases 82 to 1056 code for a protein of 324 amino acids. The record is from RefSeq and is a predicted model, not a curated record. The transcript is spliced from 3 exons.
CCAGAAGCUCACGCACCAAGAGGGAGGCAGAUCGUCUCUCCCCUCCUCCAGGUAUUUGUCGUAUCCUGUUCUUAUCCGUCAAUGAGGAGGCCUCCAAGUUGUGGUGAGAAGGGCCUCAAGAAGGGCCCCUGGACCCCGGAGGAAGAUCAUAAGCUCAUGAACUACAUCCAAAACCAUGGCCUUGGAAGCUGGAGGGCCCUACCUGAACUUGCUGGCCUGAACAGGUGUGGCAAGAGCUGUAGGCUAAGAUGGAUCAAUUACCUCAGGCCAGACAUCAAGAGAGGGAAGUUUUCCCAGCAGGAAGAGCAAACCAUCCUCCAGCUCCAUUCCAUCCUUGGAAACAAGUGGUCAGCUAUCGCAAAGCACCUCCCUGGGCGGACAGACAACGAGAUAAAAAACUUCUGGAACACCCACCUCAGGAAGAAGCUCAUCCAGAUGGGCAUCGACCCGAUGACCCACCGCCCGAGAACAGACUUCUUCGCGGCUCUCCCACAGCUUAUCGCGCUCGCCAAUCUCCGGCAGCUCAUUGAGCAGCAACCGUGGGACGGCCACACUACCAGGCCCCAGACUGAGGUAGUCCAGGCUGCCAAUCUCCAGUAUAUGCAGUCACUGUUUCAGUCUGCAGCGUCCAUUGCACCCAGCCCUACCAUCAUUAGCAGCCUUAACAGCCUCACCACUGACCUGGAGCAGAUCUGCCUCCUUAGCCCUCAGCAUAUGCUUUCUCCAACUCUCCUUGAUAGGAUUGGUGGUGUAGACUUAGCAGGGCAGGUGCCACACAACCAAAUGACAAACACUCUCUUUGACCAGCCAGUUGGCAACAUCAACCUGAGCUCAGAUAACAAUGUGAACAGCAGUGAGCGGUCCCAUGUUGAGGGAGAGAACAGUAGCCAGAAAAGCGUGUUGCUACCUGAAAACUCCCUUUCACUACUGACUGACAUGUCGGCCUCCAACCCUUGUAAUAUUAUCAGCGCCUCAAAAUGCGACGGAAGCAGUACUCCAUUGCCUAGUUGGUCAGAAAUUAUACUUGAUGAAGAGAUCAUGAGAGAAAUUGCAUGAAUUCCUGAGCUUGGAUUAUACACUACCCUCUGGCUUGCACUUUGGGUUUUAGGUUUACUG